CAAGGAAUUGUUGCUAUUAUUCCUCAAUAUCAAUAGCUUGUCCGCGCCGACGACUAGCUCUUACCUGAACUUCCACCGCCUUUACGCCUUGUCCAAUUACGACUUCAAUGGCUUUAUGGAGAUCUGUGGGAAAUUCAAGUUCAAACACGGCACUACGCAGCUAGCAUCUUGCAUGUUUGACGAGUUCUCGGGUACGACGCUAUUCAAAGAGGCUCUCAAGUCAAUCACAACAAAGCCGAACGAAGUUGAUGUCACAACGACGUCUGGAAAUUCCUUCCGCGCUUCAAACGUAAUCUGCACCGUGCCUUUGCACUGUCUAUCUGACAUCGAGUUUUCUCCUCCCCUCCCUGCAGUCUGGACAACCACGAGACAUGCCAAUAUGGGCGGGAAGGUCCAUAUUCACGUCCAAGAGAAAGUUCCUGCCUGGUUUGGUCUUCGUGACGAGACUGCCAACGUUUCCGCCCUGUUUACAGAAUCGCCUUCAUCGACGGGGGGGACACAUAUGGUGAGCUUUGCAAUGUCUGAGGGAAUGAUUGCUCAGGAUCACUUGAAAGCAAAGCCAUCAGCAUAUCUUGAGGCUGCUACCGCCGAUGUCACCCCGCCCGGGUUGAACGUUUCGCCGACGCACAUGUUCUGGCACGACUGGGUGCGUGACGAAUUUGCAAAGGGGGCAUGGGCGUCGCAUCAACCAGGGACUCUGAGCAAGGGUCUUGGCCAGAUCAUGAACAAACCCCAGGUUACGGAGCGGCUCUAUAUGGCUAAUGCCGACUGGGCCAAUGGAUGGGUUGGCUAUAUCGAUGGAGCGAUUGAAAUGGGCCGGAGAGCCGCGAAGGAAAUCGCAGUGAAGAGCCAAGUUAUGUCCACGGCUCAGUCUUGGCCUCCUGCAGCCCGUAUGUAGAGAGGUGAAUCUGAUACAUUGUGAGAUUUUACUCGCACAGCG
Molecule: messenger RNA, 940 nt
Organism: Ilyonectria robusta
Lineage: Eukaryota; Fungi; Ascomycota; Sordariomycetes; Hypocreales; Nectriaceae
Product: amine oxidase
Exons: 1
Coding region: 116-898 (260 amino acids)
Molecular function (GO): oxidoreductase activity
Source: RefSeq, a predicted model, not a curated record